Molecule: messenger RNA, 4741 nt
Organism: Galleria mellonella (greater wax moth)
Lineage: Eukaryota; Metazoa; Arthropoda; Insecta; Lepidoptera; Pyralidae
Gene: Spec2
Product: CDC42 small effector protein homolog
Exons: 4
Coding region: 544-789 (81 amino acids)
Biological process (GO): regulation of Rho protein signal transduction
Cellular component (GO): plasma membrane
Molecular function (GO): small GTPase binding
Source: RefSeq, a predicted model, not a curated record
GUCACCAGUACUCAGUCAGUGCUCCACCAGUAACUAGAUAGACACGCCGCGGGGUACCCGUAUUCCUCCAAUCUGUAUAAAUCACUCUCAAAAACUACAAAUAUUUAAUUAUAAACUGGGUUAUUUUAAUCUGCGGUGCAACGAAUCGAAAUAUUGAUGUUAUCAAAAAUCCGUGCUGCGUUAUCUUCAUUUGUGUGUGAACAUAAACAAUUUCUGAAGGAUUUCGUUUCUAUACAUCUUAUCAGUGGAAUCAUGAUAUCAUCGUUAUCAAGAAAAGAAAGAUCUAGGACGAGUGCUUACGACGUUAUUUGAAAUUGAGCUACCGAUCUCUCAGCAUCGAAUAUUAGAAAGAACGCUAAAUACGUCUUGAAGAAUAUUUUGAUAUAUGUGACUAAUUGCCGAAGAAUACUGGUAGCCGUGUCAUCAGAAAAGAAAAUUGUGAAUUAAAAAAAAAAAACAGUUGAAUCGUCACAACGCGUUUCGCGAAGUGUCACAAACGCUGGUCACGUGUGCGGAGUGGACAUUUAUUUAAAUUUAUACAAAAUGGCAAGCACCGGCAGUGAAAUUUGGCUGCAGUGGUUCGCGUGUUGUUACCAGCCGGCGGCGCAGGCGCAGCGCACCCGGCGGAGAAUAGACAGAUCGAUGAUCGGUGCACCUACGAACUUCCAGCACACAGGACACAUAGGUUCAACAGAUGUGGACAUGCCGUCAUCACUGCUGCACUCCAUACAGAAUCAAAUGCAAAGUAAAGGUGGAUACGAGAUGGCUUAUGGAGUUAAGGUUUACUGAUGCACACCGGGCGAGACGGACGCUAGUGACAAAACAAAGUGAAUAAUGUGUUACGAUAUGACUAAAUUAACUGUAUUUAUUAUUUGUGUUGUUUAAACUUGUAUUAAAUAAGUCAUGUAUAUAGAGACGGGGAAUCGAAGAAAAAUUCAAAACAAGUUACCUUUUUGAAAUUUAAACUUUGUAAUUAUAUUAAUUUAAAUAAUAUUACGUUAUUACAAUAAUUGAUAAGAUUUUGUUUUAAAUUUAUGAUUGAGGUUAAAGUACAGAUUAAUGCAUUGUUUCGAUCGACUAAACAGGAUAAUAAGUAUAAUGUCACAAGUAAAUACCGCACAAUUCUGAGUAUCUAAAUAUUAUUUAUGUACUUAUUCAAACAUAUCCUGUAUUACAAUAUAAAAAAAAAACAAAUCCACUUGUGCUUUACUAUGCUAUAUAAAUCAAUAAAUAAUAAGCAAUAAUACAAUUAGCAAAAUAUUUACAGGGACUCAUAAGUACUUACAAACAAUAAAAUUAUAUUCACAGUGUUUAUUGAUAUAUCUUAAGCAAUAGAAGAGAUUUUUGUUAAUUUUAAACAAAUUCUUCCAUAAUCUUCCAGAUUCUGCCAUAGUUCCUUCCACAUGUUACGGUAUACGCCAUCCUAUUAUGAUAUUUGUUACUUUCACUAGGCAUAUUACAGUAAAUUAAUAAAAUUCUAGAAUUAUUCAUGUGUCUAAUUAAUUAUUUAAAAUGUUUUAUAUACGUGUGUGUAAUAUACGAUAAUUAGCAAAUAGAUCCACUUGAAAUGUAUUUUAUUGAAAAAAACGAGAGACAGAUUAGAUUACAUAUCAAUCUGACCUCUCAAUAAUUAUUUAUUAAGUUUAUCUGUUCCUAAGACCAUAAUUGAUAAUUCUUAAUUAACCAUUACUUUCUUAGAAAUUUUUGUAUGGCUACUUUAUAAAAUUUAAAUGAAACAGUGACUUCGCGAGGUCGUGUAUGUUAACAAAAUUAAAUUAUUAUAUAAAUAAUCAAACAAAAAAAAAAUAUAGUGGAAUACAACAUCUGCCCUAUUCACAAGUUCCGUCGAAACUGCCUUUAUAGUCAAUAUUAUUUUUACUUAGAUAUUAAGUCGUAUAUAUUUUUAUGUAUAUUAUAUUAAAGAUUUUGUAAAAAUAUAAUCUUUUACUGUAGUUAAAACAGUACAUAUUUAAACAAUUUUACACAUUGUCAUGCGAUUUAAAUUAAGUAAUACUGUUCCAAGUUAUUUAAUACGCACACGUACUCCUUGUAAUGUUAUAAGUAUUUUUACUAAUUUCAAUUUAAAUCACUAAAUAUAUAAUUAAACUUAAACCUUAAAAGAUAAAGUUGAAUAUUGAUAAUAAAACCACGAUGACAUCGCAUGGCACAGUGAAAAUGGCGCGGAAUAUUUAUGAUAUCAUUUUGUUAAACAAAUUAUUCUAAUUAUACAGCUGGCAAUUUAAAAUUAAAUGAAAGUAUAGUAAUAUUAAAUUAGAAACUCUACUAGUAAGAUUUGUUAAUUAUUCUGACAGCAAUAGUUAGGUACUGAUUUUAAUAUUUUAAUAAUAUAUCUAUGAAAUAAAGAAUAGCUAUUUAUUUCAUUAUUAGAAUAGGUAUAGAAUAAAAGUAACUCACAAUGAUAACUCUGUAUUACAAAGAUGCCUAUAUGAGAUAAGAAUUGGUGAUAAUUUUAUUUUGUCCCUCUAGACGAGGUACAAUUAAUUGAUAAAAUCGUUUUGAUCAGCGCUCACAUGAGACGGAACAAGACAAUGCAUGUCGCUGUCUCAUUCUAUCCUGAGAUAUUCUAUCCUGACUCGCUAGCGAUAACGAUUCUAUCAAUAGAUUCGUUUAUAAUUUGUCAAAAGGGGUUGAAUAGUAACAGAUAUCCGAUUUUUAUACUUAUCUUCUUAUAUUACAGCGUCGUUAGAAUUUUAAUACAGAUAUUUGUCAGACUGUAAAUAAAUGGAGUCUUUGUACAAUUUAACUCCAAUCGUUUUCUCAACUGAACUGAACUGUGAGUGUUAUGUUUUCAUUCUUAGAAAUAAUUAUGAAUGUAUUUUCAUUAUCUUAUAAGAUAAGUAAUCGUCAAUGUAUACCUAAUAUGUUGUUUUAUGUGUAGAGACAUUAGGUCUUCGUGCCCGAUGGAAUUUGGGCAAGUGAACGACUCAAAUGAAGAAUUUUCCUACAGACUGAGAAAAAUAUGUUAUAUAUAUUAUAUAUUCUUUUAAUACAGUCAUUAUUCACUGUUUUAUAAAUAAAAGUGCCCAAAACUUGUUUUGGUGCACUUUGAUUUGAUGAUAAUAUUAACUCUAGUAGCACUGAUUAGUAUAUCAAUCAAUAGUUAUAAUAAAAACUUGCAAAACCUAUGAACGAGUUUUCUCUUAGUACGUUCGAGUAAAAUGUAAUACAUACCUAGAAACAUAAAUAAGGACAGUUAAUUAUACAAUAACAUUCUAAUAAGAUUCUUAAUAAAGCUGCCACUGAAAAUACACAUUUUAAUAACAAAAAAUAUUUAAAAAAUUACGCAGCAAAAUAUGUAGUAGGUACAAUGUUUUUAGUGGUACAUUUAUAUGCAAUGUAUUCUAUGAUUAAUAUUUAUUUACUCAUCACGUUGCACCGUCAAUUAUAUUUUCCGUUUAUCCUGUCUAAAGUCGACUUGUAGAUAACCCUACGUAGUGUUAAGUCCGCCAUUUACACUAUCUAAGUGUAUUAAAGUUAAAUAAAUAAAUAGAUUAAUGUUUUAGUUCGUCAACAGAGCUUUUCAUCUUAUCUGUCAGUUUCAAAAAUAUUAAAAAUUGACAGAUAAUCGCAAUAUUGUCCUGCUUAUGUUAUCUAAUGUAUGAACGCUCUUAACAUCUUUAAACGGUAUCAUACAUUAUCCUAAAUGUCGUACGUCGACAACUUUCUUGUUUUGUUUUUUACUUAAUUCUUAUGGGAUUCGUAAAGGGAUUACUGGAAUGAAGAGAGUCCUUUAUAGCUAUGAAACCAUCAUAAUUCAAUAUACAAUUACAUAUUAAGUUGCUCUCUAUAAUCUACGACUAUGAACACAUAAAAUUUCGAUCACAUGUCUAAGUAUAAAGUUAAUUUUGCGAAACAUUUGGUAAUAUAUAUUACAAAGGAUAGGUGCUAAGAGUGAUAACAUAUUAUCAUCUUGUGUGUAAAAUAUAUUGAAUAUUGGCCUUUAUUUAGAACCUUUAUAGGAAUAUUAUACAAAAAAAAAUUAUGUUUAAAAUCAUAUAAAUCAUAUAAAUCUGGAUAGAGUAUCAAACCUUUUUGAUUAAUGUGUUAUUUUUCACACUAUCUGAAAGUCUUAAAAUGUAUCUGCGUGAUGAAAUUCACAAAUUAUAAUAUUAAUACAAAUUACUGUAAAAACAUCUUUUUUAAAAAGAAACCGACUUAAAAAAAAAAGUAGUUCUUAAAUGGGUUAUUUUUUUACUAAUUUAUUUAUCACCUAAUAACUCCGUCAGUUGUAAACCAAUUUGGAUUUUUUUUUUCUGAUAGGACAUACUUGCGGAUAAGUCUCUUAAAAAUUUUAUCAAAAUCGGUUCAGUACUUUAAUUUUAGAUGAAAAUAACUAGUUCUGUAACGAUUAAAGUCCAUUUUUUAUGAAACACAAUCUUUAAUUAUAUUCUAGGGAGAUACUCUAUCUAGGUGUUAUUGAACUAUUACUAUAAUGCGUAAUGUUAACGUAAACACAGAAAUACAGCUUUAUAUGUUAUUUUAUAUUUUACUAUAAGAUCUUAAUUGUCGAAAAUACUUUUAAUUUAGUUACUAAAUGUUGCUGGCAACAGAGCACGAAUAAACAGUUGUAAUAAAAAAACAACAAUUGAUAAUGUAAUAGUAAUGUUGUCAUUUUCUAGUUAAAACGACAAUUUUAUCUGUGUAGCCCAGUAGAUAAUAUUUAAAGAAAAUAUUGUAUUUUGUGUAAGAAACAAACAAAGCAUUAUAAAUUUGAUAAAAA